CAACCGAUAUUAUUGUCAAAGCUUCUUCAUGAGAAUCAUAACAAUUGUAAUGACCAUGCGUUUUUCCAUGUAAUAUGUAUAAAUGUUUAAAUGUACGUACCAGUGAACUAGCUAUCAAAGUGUGAGUUAGAGAUGGAGAUGGAGAUGGAAAAAUCAUCUAUUGAAUCACAUCCAAUGAUUGGUGGAACUGGUCAGCACAGUUAUGUCCAGAAUUCAUCUCUUCAGAGACGUGGCAUUAAUCUUUCCCAAGAGAUGAUAAAAGAGGCAAUGGCUAAAGAAUUCAAUGUUGAAAACCAACUAAUCAACAACCCAAACGCCACCUUUCGCAUUGUUGACUUGGGCUGUUCCGUGGAUCCAAUAGUCUCAUUUCCGCUAAUGCCAUUGUCGAAGCCAUUGAUCCUAAAUUCAAUUCAUAUUUUCAAGGGAGACAACAAGUCAUGCAAACUGUAACACCUGAGUUCCAAGUAUACUUUAAUGAUAAAGCAUCUAAUGAUUUUAACACUCUAUUUGCAUCGAUUCCUUUAGAAAAGCGUUACUUUGCAGCAGGUGUACUGGGUUCGUUCCACGGACGUUUGUUUCCUCGGGCUUCCCUUCACUUCGUUAAUUCAUUUACUGCACUUCAUUGGCUCUCCAGAGUUCCGAAAGAGGCUGGUGAUAUUAAUUCCUCAGCACGGAAUAAAGGCAGGAUACAUUAUACUAACGCUUCAAAUGAAGUCGUGCAAGCUUAUACAGCACAAUAUGUUUUGAACAUGGAAGCAUUUCUUCUUGCUCGUGCACACGAGAUUAUCUGUGGUGGAUUGAUGUUUAUUUUGGUUCCAGCUAUCCCAGAUGACACAUUAGCUUCUCAAGAAAGUAUUGGUUUACUUUUGGAUGUUUUGGGAACUUGUCUCAUGGAAAUGGCAAAAAUGGAAAUUUUGGAUGAAGCUAAAGUGGAUUCUUUCAACUUGCCAGUGUACUUAACAUCACCUAAACAAGUGAAAGAAUUGGUAGACAGAGUUGGGUGUUUCACUAUAGAAAGAUUGGAGAGAUUGGAAACGUUGUUUCCACCAGCAAGUGGUGCAUAAAUACUUAGUAACCAUAUAAGAGCUGCAAGCGAAGCAAUCAUCAGGCAACACUUUGGUUUCAGCGAUAAUGAUUUAGACAAAUUGUUUGAUCUUUACUCGAAAAGACUUGUUGAUCCUCUCUCAAUUUGUACUAAUUCAGAAGAGAAGUCUUUUCAAAUGUUUCUUGUUCUCAAACGCAAUAGCGUCUGUAUUGCACAAUAGUGCAAACGUUAUGGUUGUAUAACUUGUAUUCAUCCUUAAGAGCAUCCACAGUGGGCGAGUAUA
Messenger RNA from Papaver somniferum (opium poppy), 1328 nucleotides. Its product is annotated as probable S-adenosylmethionine-dependent methyltransferase At5g38100. Bases 438 to 1064 code for a protein of 208 amino acids. The transcript has 3 exons. NCBI's taxonomy places the organism in Eukaryota, Viridiplantae, Streptophyta, Magnoliopsida, Ranunculales, Papaveraceae. Gene Ontology annotation, molecular function: S-adenosylmethionine-dependent methyltransferase activity. The record is from RefSeq and is a predicted model, not a curated record. Gene Ontology annotation, biological process: methylation.